AUGCUUGCGGAUGAACCGAUUGAGGUAAUAGACAAAUUUGUUUACCUGGGCAGCUGUAUCGGUCCAGAUGGUCUCGCGAAAGAUGAUAUUUCCAUCCGGAUUGGGAAGGCCAGAGCAGCUUUUGCGAACCUACGUCACCUGUGGCGUAGGCGUGACAUCAUCUCACCCGUCAAGGAUCGAGUUUACAAUGCUGCGCUGCCGGAUAACUUGAAUAAACUGACUGAUGGUGUGCCACUGAAUGUGCUGCGCCAGGCCGCGUCUUGCUUCGAUCUAUCAUCGCAAACGAGGGAUUCACCUGAGCCCUGGUACGCGGUUCUUACAGCUGAUGACGAUGGUGAUGAUGAUGAUGAUGAUGAUGAUGAUGAUGAUGAUGAUGAUGAUGAUGAUGAUGAUGAUGAUGAUGAUGAUGAUGAUGAUGAGUUUUCAAAUGACCCAGGCGAUUUCGCUGAUAACUGCACACCGCCUCGUGUCAUCUCGGCUGAUCUAAGACCGAUGUUUAGGCGUUCCAUUAACAAACCACCGAGAAACGCAGAAGAAUACCAGGCGUUAGUCAAAGAUUCAGCAAUGACAGGGCAUGCCCUAGACACUGGGCAUAGGAUAGAUUUAGAAAAUGUGGACAUCCUGAGACGGGGUUUAAGAGUAACACCACAGCGACUGGUGGCUGAGGCGGUGGAAAUCGCCAAGCAUCCCAGUGUGAAUAGAAUAGAGGGGGUAGAACUUGCAAACGUGUGGAGAGCGGUCCUAGAUCAGCCGAGAUGA
Opisthorchis viverrini is the source of this 759-nucleotide messenger RNA. RefSeq lists its product as hypothetical. The record is from RefSeq and is a predicted model, not a curated record. The transcript is spliced from 5 exons. Bases 1 to 759 code for a protein of 252 amino acids. NCBI's taxonomy places the organism in Eukaryota, Metazoa, Platyhelminthes, Trematoda, Opisthorchiida, Opisthorchiidae.